Scylla paramamosain (green mud crab) is the source of this 690-nucleotide messenger RNA. RefSeq lists its product as uncharacterized. Lineage: Eukaryota; Metazoa; Arthropoda; Malacostraca; Decapoda; Portunidae. The transcript has 4 exons. Bases 1 to 690 code for a protein of 229 amino acids. The record is from RefSeq and is a predicted model, not a curated record.
AUGAGCGAGUCCAAGAACGAGGGGUGCUGGCAACCUGUCCUGGAUCACGCUGCUUGUGACGCCUGCAUCAUCCUGUCAUUCAUGCAAGGAAGGUGGAAUGUAUUAAAUAAGGAGUGUAGUGUGAGCAUUUGGAAUAGGAGAGUUAUUGCGGGCGCCACCAUCAGCGGAGAGCCAGCCAUUCCUUCACGCCUCACCCACGCGCAGGCGGCCACAAGGGCCCGCAAGAAGAAUGGAUCAAGACAAUACACGCGCCGCAUUCACCUCCCCACCACGACAUAUAAUCGUUUUUCUAUCCUGACUGAACAGAUAGAUGAACCGGAAGAGACCAGGCUUGUGGGAGACUCGAUCGUCCGAGGACAGCUGGUGGAAUUUUGUGGAAGAGUCCCGUCUCGCAGGAGGAGGUACUGCCUUCCUGGAGCCUCCCUAGGGGACAUCACUGCUGCCAUCGAGGACACGACCAAGGACGCCACUACUAACACCCUUUAUGUUAUCCACGCAGGCACAAAUGACGUCCAGCGGUCCCGAUCAGAAGAACUGAUGGCGAAAUACAAGGAAAUGAUUCCCAAGUAUAAGACUAAAUCAAAUAAUAUUAUAAUUUCAGGCAUUCUCCCGAGGAUCAACGCAAACAUCAAAAAACGCGCGGGCGCGUUUUAUGACGACUCCUACACCAGCCUCGGAGUCCCCAUCUGA